AUGCCAGUUACUAUCGAUACUAGAAUCCCCGCAACUAGCACAUUCUAUACAGUGCCUAAACUCGGUAAGGCCUCGAUAAAGAGCAACGGCCCUGACCUUUCAGAUCUAGUAAUCCCACCGCUGCGGUUCUCGGUCGUGGAGAAUAAGCUCUACCGUGGAUCUUACCCGCGCCAUCUCAACUUUAGGUUUCUGGAGUCACUGAACCUGAAGACAAUACUGUCUGUCACUCCGGAACCAUUAGUGGGGGAGGCUGCGGAUUGGUGCAAAGCAAAUGGUGUGGUAAUGCUGCAUAUCAAACCUGAAGUGGACGGGAAGAAGGGCGCGCCGUUGAGGCAUACUGAGGCCUGUCAGAUCUUAUCUGUGGUCCUUGAGGCUAAAAAUUCACCGCUUUACGUUCAUUGCCUUAAUGGGUCCGAGAUUACGGGACUUGCAAUGACAGCUCUACGGAAGGUGCAGUGUUGGGCGACCCCGUCAAUCAUCUCGGAGCGCAUGAGGUACUCGGAAACCCAUCAUUCGUUUGAUCGCUUCUUGGAAGAGUUCUCGGGAGAGGUUACAAUUCCGAGGGAAUGUGUGGAGUGGUUAUGGGCAGGGCUGAGGGAUGAUGACGGACUUCCGCCGCUAGGUUGUGGGGUCACAAUUAAUUUUAUAGAUGAGAGGUUGGGGGAGAAACAUAGAGCGAGGAUCGAGAAGGCUAUCAGUUCACGAUAA
Molecule: messenger RNA, 708 nt
Organism: Morchella importuna
Lineage: Eukaryota; Fungi; Ascomycota; Pezizomycetes; Pezizales; Morchellaceae
Exons: 2
Coding region: 1-708 (235 amino acids)
Molecular function (GO): phosphatase activity
Source: RefSeq, a predicted model, not a curated record